This is a messenger RNA of Hippocampus comes (tiger tail seahorse), 2643 nucleotides long. RefSeq names its product 2'',3''-cyclic nucleotide 3'' phosphodiesterase (gene cnp). Gene Ontology annotation, biological process: cyclic nucleotide catabolic process. The transcript has 4 exons. Gene Ontology annotation, cellular component: cytoplasm; membrane. Bases 145 to 1917 code for a protein of 590 amino acids. Gene Ontology annotation, molecular function: 2',3'-cyclic-nucleotide 3'-phosphodiesterase activity. The record is from RefSeq and is a predicted model, not a curated record. Lineage: Eukaryota; Metazoa; Chordata; Actinopteri; Syngnathiformes; Syngnathidae.
CACUGUGCCUUGAAGAAGAGAAGCUGAGCGCGUGCGUGGGUGUGUCAGGUUAGCUUGUCAUUGUAUGCCGAGUAGCGCGUGGUAAUCACCCGGACCGAAUGGUGAUACUUGUUAAUGUGAAGUGGUGACCCUCUCGAGCCCAAAAUGGACCCUGAAAACAACCGUGAGGUUUCCGACAUGCCGGCGAGUCCGCAACAGGAGGAAGUGGCGGUGACGCAGCCAGCAGCUGCUGAAGGAGAUGGAGAGGAAAAGCAGCAGCCCGCGGGGAACGGCGCUGGUGACGCGGUCGGAAGCAACACCGCCCCUGUCCAAGAUGACUCGCCUCUUGAAAGCCCUGAAGCUAAGCCACCGGUGCCUGUUGCUGUGCCAGAAGAGCCACAUCCCAUGUCUGAUCCGGUUCCAGAAGCUGAAAUAAUGCUGCCGCCAACCCAGGAAGAUGCCGCGCCGCAGCAACCAGAAGAAUUGCCGCCUUGCAGCCCAGAGAAGGUUCAAGAGAAAGUUCUUGAUGAAGUAGAGGCUGUAGUUGAGGCACAAGAAGUUGUCAAGGAGGCUCAGGCACAAAAUGAUGGCGAGAAAAUCGAAGCGUCCACGGAGAAGCCAGCUGAAACCUCCAUGCAGGAGAAGGCGUUGAAAAAGGCUGAAGCUGAAAUGGCGCCCCCUGCAGAACCAAAGAAGGAAAGCGAGCCGGAUACAAGUGCCAAGUCAGCAGUUCCACCAGGAGCCGAGGCAAGUGACCCAGCACCUGAAAAGGAGCCGACCCUUCCCUCUGCCGGCUCCUUGUCGUUCCCCAUCCUUAAACACGAGAAGACCAAAGAUGCUCUGUGCCGCUCUCGCACCCUGGUGGUCAUCAAAGGCCUUCCGGGAAGCGGGAAGACCUUCUUAUCUCGUGCGUUGGCCGACGCCUACAAGGACCAUUGCUCGGUCUUCUGCGCCGACGACUACGCGGAUAGCGCCGACCCCGCCAUGGACGCGCACAAAGCCCUGGACGAGGCGGUGGUGGCCUGCUGCGCCGACGCCCCUACGGUGCUGGUGGUUGUGGACGACACUAACCACACCCAUGAGCGGCUUGCCCGCCUGGGCGAGUUGGCCCGGGAGCAACGGAUGGUCGUGGUCUUCCUCACGCCGCGCACGGAAUGGAACGCGGACACGGCGCGCCUCGCCAAGCUGAGCGGACGCAAGCCGGCUGCCAUCACUGCCAUGAAGCGGCAACUGGAUGAGGUGUGCCUGCCGCUCUUCUUCGGCUGGUUCUUGCUGACACCUGCGCAGGAUCAGCUCAGAUCCACAGGCAGCGACUUCCUGACGGCCCUGGAUGGCUUCAAGAAGAAUGCUGUUGGCUCGUCGGUGAAUGAAGGGCAGGAAAUUCCUCUGGAGCAGUACUUCAAAGGCAAAAGAAGCCUCCACUGCACCACCAAAUUCUGUGACUAUGGAAAGGCAGAGGGAGCCAAAGAAUAUGCAGAGAAACCAGAGGUGUCAGAAUUGUACGGCUCUGUCUUCGAUCUGGCCGUGAGCGCCCUUUUUGUCACGCCUCGCACCUUCGGCGCCCGCGUCAGCCUCACCGACGAGCAGCUGGUGCUGUGGCCGGCUGACGCCGAAAAGGAGGCGGAGUCUUCCGUCCCCGGCGCCGGCUCUUUGCCGUUGGGCAGCCGCGCCCACAUCACCCUGGGCUGCGCGGACGGCGUGGAGCCAGUCCAGACGGGUCUGGACCUCCUGGAGAUCCUGGUGUUACCGGAGGUGGAACCUGUCACCGACUUGGAGCUGGGCUCGCUGCGCUUUUACGGAGAAGGGAGGUGGAUGCUGGAGCUCAAAGAGCCCAUGUGCGCCGCCGCGUGCUUCUCCAGCUUCUACAAGCGCAGGGGCCCAUCCCAUGAGAAGGGCAAAAGGGAUCCCAAGAAGAAGAAAAACUGCGCCAUCUUGUGAAGACAUGAUGGGGGGCCUUGCGUGGGAUGGGAUGGUUGAUUAAUUCUAAAAUAGGAGUUUAAGGGCUUUUGAAUGUAGCUAGCCGGAAUCUUUGUGUGCCUUUUUUUUCCCAUCCCCCACCCCUUUCACACGACCCAAAAAGCCUUCAGCAAGUUCACAUAGCUCAGUAUGGCAUCAAUCUAGUUCACUCAAGCUGCUCACACAUCGGUGACAAACUUUUGGGGCCUUUCUUUAGACUAGCAUCCUAGCUCAUCUGUGUGAGAGUGGAAAUCAUGUACUCGGCGUGCAUCCCAAUCCCAGACUUACAUUGUGGUACACCAUUUCGAGUUGCUUUAAAGCUACUUUGUCGUCUUAGUCAAAUGGACUAGCUAGUCAUUGAAAAAGUGAUUGUAAUACUAGCAAGUAGGCCAAAGCUGUGCAUUUAAAUGUUAGGGUGACGUGUGCGCUAGAGAUGCUUGCUUACGCGUUUGCACUAUGCAUUGUUUUGAAAGGGAGACCUAAGAAUUUGGCAUUUCUUCCCCUCCAGCUGCUUGCACUUAAAAAAAAAAAAAAAACCGCUGUGAAUCCAAAUCUUUGUCGCUCUUUUUAGCCAGUUUGAACAACAAAUUUACAUUUCAAUGUAACCUUUUGGGGUUUGGAAGUCCAACUUUGUGCAGCUCUAAUGAAACCCUAUUUUUGCACUUGUUUUGUACACUUAAUAAAGAAGAUCGUGUGUUGCUCCAGCAA